Fusarium subglutinans is the source of this 1809-nucleotide messenger RNA. RefSeq names its product endonuclease exonuclease phosphatase family. Bases 1 to 1809 code for a protein of 602 amino acids. The record is from RefSeq and is a predicted model, not a curated record. NCBI's taxonomy places the organism in Eukaryota, Fungi, Ascomycota, Sordariomycetes, Hypocreales, Nectriaceae. The transcript is spliced from 4 exons. Gene Ontology annotation, molecular function: catalytic activity.
AUGAAACUUCAAUACCUCGUCUCUUCCCUCAUCAGCCCUCUUGCUGCGGCGUUGACCAUUGCUGAGAUCAAUGGCAACAGCUAUCUCUCUUCCUACGCUGGCAAGAAUGUGACUGGUGUAGAGGGCCUCGUCACGGCUGUUGGCAGCUCUGGCUUUUAUUUGCGAUCAACCAAGCCUGAUCGUAACUCAGCUACUUCCGAGGGACUGUAUAUCUUUGGCAAGUCGGCUGUGAGCAGCGUCUCCGUGGGAGAUGUCGUCACACUCGAUGGCCUCGUUGAGGAGUACAGGUCCAACAAAGACUAUAUCUAUCUCACUGAGAUCUCUUCUCCCAAGAACAUUGUUGUCAAGUCCUCUGACAACAAAUUCAAGCCCAAGGUUAUUGGCAAGGAUACCGGUAACCCUCCAGGAAAACAAUUCUCCAAGCUUGACGACGGCAAUGUUUUUGCUGUUCCUAACAACGAGUCACUUAUCUCGGUGUCUAACCCCAAGCUGCAGCCUAACACAUACGGUCUUGACUUUUGGGAGAGUCUUGUUGGUGAGCUUGUCACUGUCCCUAAGGCGUAUGCUCUCAGCCGGCCCAACAGCUUUGGAGAUUUCUGGGUCAGGGGCAACUGGAAGGUUUCUGGUCUGAACAAGCACGGUGGUCUUACUAUGGUCGGCAACGAUGCUAACCCUGAGGCCAUCAUCAUCGGCUCACCUCUCGAUGGCACCAAGAACCCGAGUGACACUAAACUCGGCGACUAUGUUGGUGACAUCACUGGCGUGGUCUCCUACGCCUUUGGCUUCUAUCGCAUUCUUCCCCUGACUGCCACCAAGGUCAGCAAGCCUUCCAACGCUGAACACCCUGCCGUCAGCUUCACCAGCAAGGGAUCUUGCAAGGGCAUCACAGUUGCAGACUACAACACUGAGAACCUCAACCCUGCUUCUGCUCACUUGCCUCUCGUCAUCAAGCAGAUCGUUGAGAAGCUGCGAACUCCUGACCUGCUUUUCCUCCAAGAAGUUCAGGACAACAGCGGUGCUACCAAUGAUGGUGUCGUUUCCGCUAACCAGACUCUCGCUGCUCUGGCCGAUGGUAUCGAGGAUUCUAGUGGUGUUGUUUACGAAUGGGCCGAGGUCGAGCCUGAUAAUAACGAGGACGGUGGCCAGCCUGGUGGUAAUAUUCGCCAAGCUUAUCUCUACCGUCCUGAUAGAGUUGAGCUCGUCAAGCCCAAUCAAGGUGGCCCUAACGACGUCAACGCCGUUGUUGAUGGUCCCUCGCUCAAGUUCAACCCUGGACGCAUUGACCCUGCCAACCCCGCGUGGGAUGAUAGCCGCAAGCCUCUCGUAGCCGAGUGGAAGCCUGUCAAGGGUACAAAGAAGUCUUUCUUUACUGUCAACGUCCACUUUGGUAGCAAGGGUGGCUCAACUUCCCUACAUGGCGAUGCUCGCACUCCCGUGAACAAGGGUGUCGAGAAACGCACCAAGCAAUCCGAGAUCACUGCUAACUUUAUUGCAGAGAUCCUCAAGAAGGACAAAAAGGCACACGUUAUUGCCGCUGGUGACUUUAACGAAUUUGCCACCGUUGCACCACUUCAGACUUUCGCCAAGACAUCUAGUCUUGUUGAUGUUGAUGAGGCUGCCAAGAUCCCUGAGACAGAGCGAUACACAUAUCUGUUCGACAGCAAUUGCCAGGCUCUGGAUCAUAUGUAUAUCAGCAAGGAGUUGCGCAGGAGCAUCAAGUAUGAGCAUCUGCAUAUCAACACUUGGCAGAACACGGCUGGCGAGGUCAGCGAUCACGACCCUAGCGUCGCUAUGUUCGAUCUGUGCUAG